UUCGUUGAUCUUCAAAUGGGAACUACACGUUUCCUCACAGGAACGCUGGGUUUGAGAAUUUCCUUGCGCGUCGUUCUGUCGGCCCCGUACAAACGCGAUCACGUUGACGUUGUCUGCCGCCAUUUCACACUUGGAGUACCCUGUGUACUAAAUUUUAAAGCUAUGGCAGAAGGAAACGGAGAAGUUUCGAUGGAAGAAAAGCCAAGUGCGAAACAAGAGUUGCAAGAAGCCAAAGUAGAUAGGACAGAAGACUAUGCAAAACUUGUGGAGUAUGGUCUGGAUGAAAAGGUAGCAGGGAAGCUUGAUGAAAUAUACAAGACAGGCAAACUUGCACAUGCUGAUCUGGAUGAGCGUGCUCUGGAUGCUCUAAAGGAGUUCCCUGUUGAUGGAGCAUUGAAUGUCCUCACACAAUUCUUGGACUCUAACUUGGAGCACGUUUCUAACAAAUCUGCAUAUCUUUGUGGAGUCAUGAAGACCUAUCGCCAAAAAAGUAGGGCCGGUCAAGGUUCAGGUUCUGGUACUGUAGCGAAGGCCCCUGAUGAGGAUAAAAUAAAGUCUAUUUUGGAGCGAACUGGUUAUACGUUGGAUGUGACCACAGGACAGCGAAAGUAUGGAGGGCCACCACCAGGCUGGGAUGGACCAACACCUGGAAAUGGUUGUGAGGUGUUUUGUGGGAAGAUCCCGAAGGACAUGUACGAGGAUGAAUUGAUACCGCUUUUUGAGAAGUGUGGGAAUAUUUGGGAUCUGCGUCUCAUGAUGGAUCCGAUGACUGGCCUUAACAGGGGAUACGCAUUUAUUACCUUCACAACUAGAGAUGCUGCUCAGUUGGCAGUGCGGGAGCUCGAUAAUCAUGAAAUCAAACCUGGCAAGAGUCUGAAAGUUAACAUUAGCGUUCCCAAUCUGCGACUUUUUGUGGGCAACAUUCCAAAGUCUAAAGGCAAAGAGGAGAUUCUGGACGAGUUUGGUAAAUUAACAGCUGGUCUGACUGAGGUCAUAAUCUACAGUUCACCAGAUGACAAAAAGAAGAAUCGUGGUUUCUGUUUCCUAGAAUAUGAAUCUCAUAAAGCAGCGUCUCUUGCUAAGCGUCGUCUUGGCACUGGUCGUAUUAAAGUAUGGGGAUGUGACAUUAUUGUGGACUGGGCGGAUCCACAGGAGGAGCCUGAUGAAGCGACGAUGUCAAAGGUGAAAGUGCUGUACGUAAGGAAUCUUACCCAAGACUGUUCAGAAGAGAAGUUAAAAGAAUCAUUUGAAGCUUUUGGAAAAGUAGAGAGGGUUAAGAAGAUAAAGGACUAUGCAUUUAUUCACUUUGAAGAUAGAGACAAUGCAAUGACGGCUAUGAGUGAACUCAAUGGUAAAGAGAUGGGUGGUUCUGCAAUUGAAGUUUCACUGGCAAAACCACCUUCUGACAAGAAAAAGAAAGAGGAAAUGCUUCGUGCUAGGGAGAGGAGGAUGAUGCAGAUGAUGCAAGUUAGAGGUGGCUGUUCACCAUCUCACCCGAGCAUGUUACCAAGCUCAAUGCCAGUGAGGGGUCCUGGGGGAGCAGGGCCCAGAGGUGCAAGUGCUGGUGGAUCUAUGCGAGGGCCCAUGGGACGUGGAGACUAUGAUUAUGAUUACGACUAUUACGGGUAUGGGGAUUAUCGAGGUGGCUACAGUGAUCCAUAUUACGAUGACUAUUAUCGUUACGAGGAUUACUAUUUCGAUUAUCCGCCGCCUCCACCACCUGCCAGAGGGAGGGGCAGGCAGCCUCAGCCGGAUGCAGAAGAAGUUGGGUUCAUGGAAGCAGGCUCCCCAAACUACAGCAUGAGCGGUGGGAUUCAGGCUGGUCGUGGGCGUGGAGUGGUGGCGCGUGGCCGGGCCGGUGGGCCCCCAGCCCGUGGGGGAGCCAGGGGGGCACGCACCGNAGCCUCCGCGGCCCGUGGGGGGGGUCGAGCACCCGCGCGUGGGGGGGCCCGCGCCAAGGGAAGUUUACCAGGUGAGGAUGCAGGUAAGCGCAAGUUUGACGGGGGUCACCAGAACCAGGGGGAAUCUAAACGUCGCUACCAGAGCAGCUGGGGGAAUCAGCCCCUCGCCCAACAGCCGCUGGGCAAUGCGUAUGGGCUGGCAGGCAUGAAUGGCGGCGGCUACAAUUCGGGCGGGGACCAGCAGUGGUACCAGGAUACAUACCAGUCCUGGAGCUAAAUGCCAGUGGGUGGUUUGCUAGGCUUGUUGGAACACUUGGGCCCGGGCCCAUUGUGAGGAGCCGUGUGGACUUAACUAACCAGAUGCUGAGUUAGAAGUGGAUGGGAGGGGUAAAAAUGACCAUUCAUCCAAUGAGCCCUUUCACUUUUAAAGGCUGAUAAGUCAUCUGAAUAAAGUGAUAAUGUUGUACAGAGACAGUUUCGUUUGUUUAAUGUGGUGUCCGGGUUUUCGAAUGGGCCCAGGAAAGUGAGAGAGAUUUAUUCCUUCUGACUUUCUUGGUCUUGUUUGGUGACAUUGAGUGAAAGAAAAGAAGAUAGUGAUUGUUGCUCAGAAAUCAUUACAAAAACCCACUUGUACAUUACAGCUAAACAUGGUCUCCCUUUUGUUUUUGAUUAAUCGAUUUGUUCCCUUUCUUUGUUGAUUGAUUGCUUGUGACCUAUUGACUGUUUUUGCACAAGCAUUGUUGUCCUUAGAAGUCUUUCUAGCACAACCUUCAAAAUUCCAUAACCAAACUCCUUGCAAUUUGGUUACAGAAAGAAGCAAAUCUGUUAUGCAAUCAGGCAUUUGGUCUAAAGAUUAUCCAACUGGUUCCAUGGGUUAUAUGUAUUUGUCUGCAUGGCUAUUUCUUUUGUUAUAGGAUCAGUAUAUUCCUUGGUUAAGUUUUUUAUCAGUUCCCCCAUCAAACCCCCCUAGUUCUGGAGACAUUACAUCUUACGGGGGAAGUUCUAAAUCACCAGCUGCAGUAUCUAAUUCCCACUAUAAUGGGUGGGCCCCUUGUUUUUUAUUUCACCCCAUUUUGACCUUUGAAGCAAGCAAGGCAUGGUUACUGGACUCUUGGGAUAUGUGUUUAAAUUUUGGUUCAAGGUAGACUUGGGUUUUUCUAAACAUUGAGAAACCUUUCAUUUUUAGUUUUGUUUUAUGUUUUUUAAACAUCUUUAAAUUAAUGUAGAAUGUACUCACCAAUAAAUUACAGUUUAUCUGAAGUGUGCAAAGUAGGCUGAAGUUUUUUCCAUACCGUUUACAGUUCUUU
This is a messenger RNA of Zootermopsis nevadensis, 3208 nucleotides long. NCBI's taxonomy places the organism in Eukaryota, Metazoa, Arthropoda, Insecta, Blattodea, Termopsidae. The record is from RefSeq and is a predicted model, not a curated record.